Messenger RNA from Syngnathoides biaculeatus (alligator pipefish), 2846 nucleotides. RefSeq names its product baculoviral IAP repeat containing 2 (gene birc2). The transcript is spliced from 13 exons. Gene Ontology annotation, biological process: regulation of cell cycle; negative regulation of apoptotic process. The record is from RefSeq and is a predicted model, not a curated record. Bases 350 to 2311 code for a protein of 653 amino acids. Lineage: Eukaryota; Metazoa; Chordata; Actinopteri; Syngnathiformes; Syngnathidae. Gene Ontology annotation, molecular function: cysteine-type endopeptidase inhibitor activity involved in apoptotic process. Gene Ontology annotation, cellular component: cytoplasm; spindle microtubule; nucleus.
UACGUCUGUCCAAGUUUUUUUUUCCACGAUGAAACUUUGUCUCUAAGGCGUAUGUCGUACUCCCAGCGAUAAACCCCGUGAGCUUACUGGGGGCUAGUAACGUUAGCAGGCUUCUAGCUCGUUUUAAGGCGAUCGUGCUGCUCAGACCAAAAACAAAACUUCUCUUACUAUUAAUUUUUCCAUUUUCUCACCCCGGGUUACCUCUGGUGUCAUGGAGUGCUAGACCCCAGCAAAGGAGAUGCCUUGAAGGAGGGGUAUGAAUGGUGCUUGUGCUUUUUUCUUUGUCCCUUCAGUUUCCUUUUUACUGUCUGUUCUCUUUCUGUGUGUGUGAGUGACCCAUCUCCCCCUCAUGAGAGGCAUCUUCUACUCCUCCUCAUCAUCAUCACCCAAAAACAUGGAGACGCUCGUUCAACUCAAGAACAAUCCAUUCCUGAUGGGUCUGUGUCGCGGUGGACCCCCGCCUGACCUGCAGUAUGACAACUCCUCAGAGUUGUUCCGCAUCUCCACCUUCGCCCGCUUCCCGCCGUCGCCCGUCACUGAGCGCAGCCUGGCACGUGCUGGCUGGUUCUACACGGGCGUGGGCGACCGAGUGCAGUGCUUCCGCUGCAACGUGACGGCCGAGGGUUGGCUGGCGGGCGACUGUCCGGCCGAGAAGCACCGGCAGCUGUCUCCGUCCUGCUCCUUCGUGCAGAGCCUCCCGUCCGCGGCCAACCUGCUCUCCUCCUCCCACUCGGCCUUCUCGCCCCUCCGCAUCACCCCAGCGGCACCGCUUCCUGGUCCAGGCCCAGCCGCCCAGAACCCCGCAGGGGGUCCGGACGAGGAGCCGGCGGGUUACCCGAACGCGGGCUUCUCCGGGCCGCCGCCGCCUUCCAGCCCGCUCGGCUCUCGCGGCACGGAGGACAUGUCGCACCAGCGGCCCACCUGCCACAACCCGGCCAUGCGGCGCGAGCAGGACCGCCUGGACUCGUUCCACCCGUGGACGCUCUCCAUCAUCACGCCCGCCGAGCUCGCCAAGGCCGGGUUCUACUUUCUGGGUUUGGCCGACCGUGUUGCCUGCUUCAGCUGCGGCGGGCAGCUGAGCAACUGGGAGCCGGGCGACCGGGCGUCGUCGGAGCACCAGCGCCACUACCCCAACUGCCGCUUAGUGCGGGGCGACCGCACCGAGAACGUGUCGCUGGCCGGGGGGCCUCCCGUCUCUUCGUCCUCGCAGCUGUCGUCCGCCGCCCUCAACAACGUGUCCAACCCGUCCAUGCAGCAGAAUGACGAGCGGCUGCUCACCUUCGUCAACUGGCCCACGCGCAUCCCCGUCAGGCCGGAGCAGCUCGCCAAGGCGGGAUUCUACUAUGUCGGUCGCAAUGACGACGUGAAGUGCUUCUGCUGUGAUGGAGGUUUGCGCUGUUGGGAGUCAGGAGAUGAUCCCUGGGUGGAACAUGCCAAGUGGUUUCCACGGUGUGAAUAUUUGCUGCAGGAGAAAGGUCAAGAGUUUGUCCAGCAGAUUCAGGCGCGCUUCCCCCGACUCUUUGAGCAGCUUCUGACGAAUGGGGACAGCAGCUCCAGAGAGUUUGUGGAUCCGACAGUGGUGCACCUUGGGCCAGGCGACGAGCGCUGCGAGGACGCAGUGAUGAUGAACACGCCGGUCAUCAAGUCGGCACUGGAGAUGGGCUUCGAGCGCGGCCUGGUCAAGCAGACUGUGCAAAGCAAGAUCCUCAUCAGCGGUGAGAACUAUCGCACCGUCCAGGAGCUGGUCUCGGACCUGCUCAGCGCCGAGGACCAGAAGAGGGAGGAGGAGCGAGAGAUGAUGGCCGAGGCCAUGGCGUCCGACGGUUUCACAUUUGUGAAGCGACACCAGGCGGCUCUCGUGCAGCGGCUCAAAAGCGUGGAGCCGGUUUUGGAGCACCUCCGAGAGCAAAAUGUACUCAGCGCCGAGGAGUACGGCGGCCUGCAGGCGCAGACGUCCGCGCAGCAGCAGACGGCCCGUCUCAUCGACUUGGUCCUCACCAAAGGCAACGCGGCCGCCGAAGUCUUCCGCAACUGGAUCCAAAAGAAUGACGUGCACCUGCUGAGAGAGCUCAUGGCACAAUCCAACGAAGCUGCGUCCCCCAGCCAGGACCUGUCGGGCCUCCCCAUGGAGGAGCAGCUGAGGCGCCUGCAGGAGGAGCGAACGUGCAAAGUGUGCAUGGACAAGGAGGUCAACAUCGUGUUCAUCCCGUGCGGACACCUGGUGGUGUGCAAGGAGUGCGCGCCGUCCCUGCGCAAGUGUCCCAUCUGCAGGGGCCUGGUCAAAGGCACCGUGCGCACGUUCCUGUCCUAAAAAGCUCUUUUCUCAAACUCUUCGCUGAAUGUAAACUUUGCUUUGUACAAGCGACAACUUGACUUGCCUUUUGUUGAACGGCGACCAAUUGAAGGCCUUUCACACAGGUGGGUUCAUUCACUAAUUUUGGGAAAGGGGGGGGGGGGGUUGACUGGCGUUUCAACGCCCCACUCGGCGCACAUCCGACAUCACAGGUGUCGAGGUCCCGGGACCGGAUCUGGCCCACCACACAAUUUUAUGUUGCCCGCGAAGCCAAAUCUGGAGUGUAAAUUUCCACGAUUCAAGUAAAAAUCUGUAUCAUAUAUCAUAAAUGAUAAAAAGUUGAGGUAUUACAAGCAUUUUUGUGGAACAACACAGUACCCUUGGCGUCAGACUCCAAAACUAGUUCUAGUCCUAACGGCCCGCUGAGAGAAAUGUGGCCCACGAGAAAAAUUUGUUGGACUAACCAUUAUUACCGUCCACGAAUGAGUAAUAAAGGAAAGGCUAGUCCGACAACAAGAACAGUAAACGCCAUCGCCAUAAUUAAUACUCAAAA